This is a messenger RNA of Macrosiphum euphorbiae (potato aphid), 249 nucleotides long. The record is from the annotation of a GenBank genome assembly. NCBI's taxonomy places the organism in Eukaryota, Metazoa, Arthropoda, Insecta, Hemiptera, Aphididae.
AUGGAUUUAGAGAUGCUUAUUGAGUUGGUUAGAGAAAGAAAAUGUUUGUAUAAUAUGAGUGAAAAAAAUUAUAGUGACCACCAGCUAAAAGAAAAUUUAUGGAGAGAAAUUGCAAGCACAUUAAAACAACCAGUUGAAAACUGUAAAAAAUCAUGGACAAACCUAAGGGACGCAUUUAGACGGGCUGCUAAAAAAUCAGUUACCAAGUCUGGACAAAAAUCCAAAAAUAUUAAAAAAAUGGAAAUUUGA